AUGACGGAGCUAUUGAGUCUCCCAAAGGUCCUGGGCAAGGUGGGCUAUCUCGCAAGCCUUGAUCUUUAUAAAGCCGAGAAGCCAUUCUUUUCAAAUAUACCGUUCUUCAACAUCCCAGGGGCCAAACAGCAGAACCUCUCCGUGACUGACCAUGAGAAAACACCAAUCUACGACGUGCGUGGGAGGGAGCAUUUGGUAUCGCUAGACACAUGCGGCUUCGAGAUCCGUCGACAUCCAACCGUUCCCAGCGAAGCAAAGUUCCAUGAUGAAGAAUGGAUCAGGCGCGAGUACUGGCCAGAGAUCCAACGUUUCGUAAAGAAAGAGCUAGGUGCGAGCGAGGUCAAGAUCUUCGACCAUACAGUUCGUCGAGCGAAUCCAACAUCUCCUAUAUAUGUGCGGGGUGGAAUGGGGCGUCGGGAGCCAAGCGCAAUGGCACACGUAGAUCAAACCUCCCAAGCAGCCGAACAGAGAGUAUGGUACCACAUGAAAGAUGAGGCAGAGAAGCUGUUGAAAGGGCGAUACCAGAUUAUCAACGUCUGGCACCCGUUGUUCGGUCCCAUCAGGCAUCGUCCUUUGGGGCUCUGUGACUACAAUUCGGUCAACCAAGCCAAAGACCUUGAAGCUAGUGAUUUGAUUUUUCCGCACUACGUCGGCGAACAGUGGUACUCGUACCAUAGCCCAAAUCACCGAUGGUACUACAUUAGCGAUCAAAUGCCAGACGAGUGUUGGUUAUUCAAGUGCCACGAUUCUCUGACCGAUGGCACCGCAAAAUACGCGAUGCACACUGCAAUAGUACUUCCAAAAGAAGACGAGGAACGACCAAGAGAGAGUAUUGAGUUUCGUUGUUUAGUUUUUUAUGAGUAACGUCUAGAUUUGGGCAGAGCAGCUAGCCUUGUUAGCAUGCCAAUUCGUAGCUGCAAUGCGGCCUUCCAGGCUUGUGUACCUGAAGUACUGCAUUGAAAGGCGCAAAAGUGCUAACGAGGAGGCUUUGCGAGGGUGAUAGUGUCAUAGAGUCC
This is a messenger RNA of Mytilinidion resinicola, 1016 nucleotides long. RefSeq lists its product as uncharacterized. Gene Ontology annotation, molecular function: oxidoreductase activity. The record is from RefSeq and is a predicted model, not a curated record. The transcript has 5 exons. Bases 1 to 864 code for a protein of 287 amino acids. Lineage: Eukaryota; Fungi; Ascomycota; Dothideomycetes; Mytilinidiales; Mytilinidiaceae.